Molecule: messenger RNA, 306 nt
Organism: Tilletiopsis washingtonensis
Lineage: Eukaryota; Fungi; Basidiomycota; Exobasidiomycetes; Entylomatales
Exons: 2
Coding region: 1-306 (101 amino acids)
Source: RefSeq, a predicted model, not a curated record
AUGUCGAACGAGCCCUCGCAGCUGAACGGCAACAUCAAGAGCACGAUUGGCACGCUCGAGGAGCAGGUGGGCAACCUGACCGGCUCUAAGGAGUGGCAGGCCUCCGGCAAGCAGCGCCACGCCGAGGGCGAGGGCGAGGCCAAGGCGGCGCAGGCCAAGGCCUAUGCUGAGGGCGCCAUCGACCAGCUCGGCGGCUACAAGGACUCCAUCGUCGGCGCCGUCACGGGCGACAAGACGAAGCAGGCCGCCGGCAACGCGCGCAACGAGGCUGGCGCCGCCAAGAAGGACGCCAACGCUCCGGCGUAA